AGUGACCCUUUGACGCCGGGUUCACGCGUGCACGUGGUUUGCAGGCAGCCUGCUGUUGUUGCUCGGAAUCUUUGAGCGCGUAAAAAGAUAGCUUUUUUUCUUACCCAGCCGUUGUUUGCGUCAAAUAUCGCUUCGCAACGGCUAAUCUUAUUUGUAUUACUAAUUUUGACCCACUGUUGUUAUUUAACAUGAAUACUGCGGGGUUUUACUCCAGUUCUCUCACGUCUUCUCUUAUCACAGUUUUGCCACCCACACAGUCCCUCGGUGUCAGUUUAAAGAGAUCCUUUUCCUCACGUCCCUUUAUCGGUUAGUUUUCCCCAUUUCCUCUUCACAUAGGCCUACAGAUAAACGCUUCAUCAUUGUGUCGUUCGACUGACUGUCGAGUCCUUAUGAAAAUGCAAAUACUUCCCUGAAGGAGAAUGGGCCUCUGCUGGGAUUUCACUGAGAUUGAGGGGAUUCCUCGCCUUCAUUUUUCACCUUGUUGGAGUCUAUUGUCAUUGAUGUUGGGCGCCCGCUGCUUCAGAGGGAUUCAGUAAGGCUGGCACUUUCUCUACUGCCAGAUACUGACAUGUGUUUGGGGGCUGAUGUCUUGAUGCUUUGAUGAGGUAACGGCGGACUCCGGAAGCCCAGCCCUUGCGUUGAGCAACCCCUUCCCUCUCCCCUCCUCCCUACCCCUUUCCAGCCAGCCAAGCCAUGGGCCAGAAAAUCUCAGGGAGUAUCAAGUCCGUAGAUGUGCGAGGGGAGCCGUCCUUCAGGCCCCUGAGGAGGGAACUGAGAGGGCCAGAUUUCUUCAAGCCAGCCCGACUGGAUCUACUCCUGGACAUGCCUCCUGCUUCAUAUGAGCAACAGCUUCGGCAUGCCUGGAACUCGGACGACCGCUCCCUUAACAUCUUCAUUAAGGACGAUGACAAACUUACCUUCCAUCGGCACCCAGUUGCCCAAAGUACCGAUGGCAUUCGUGGACGGGUGGGAUACACACGAGGACUCCAUGUUUGGAGGAUCCAUUGGCCUGCUAGGCAAAGGGGCACGCAUGCUGUGGUGGGUGUGGCCACAGGAGAUGCCCCAUUGCACUCUGUAGGGUACACCUCUUUAGUGGGCAGCGAUAGUGAGUCCUGGGGCUGGGACCUGGGACGUAACAAGCUCUACCACAACAGUAAGAACCGGCCGGCCUCUUCUGCACCCACAUAUCCAAGCUUCCUGGAGCCAGAGGAGGCUUUUGUGCUACCAGAUACACUGAUGGUGGUGCUGGACAUGGACGAGGGCACACUGAGCUUCAUGGUGGACGGACAGUACCUUGGAGUGGCCUUCAGAGGUCUUAAGGGCAAAAAGCUGUACCCCAUUGUCAGUGCGGUAUGGGGGCACUGUGAGAUCACCAUGCGAUACAUCAACGGCCUAGAUCCGGAGCCUCUCCCUCUGAUGGACCUGUGUCGACGUGCGGCGCGACUGGCUCUGGGACGAGAGCGUCUACAGGAGAUCGAGACAUUACCUUUGCCCCAGUCUCUCAAGAAUUACCUCCAGUACCAGUGAGAGCGCAGACUCUCAUGUAGAGACGCAGAGACAAAGAGAGGAAACCUGAGGUGCUACUAUAGCGCCACCGUCAGGCCGCAGAGGGAAAAUGUUUACAUUGUGGCUCACUGGUGGAAUCUUAAGUUCGUUUUUUCCUUAGUUUGUUUUUUGUUUUCCUCUUUAUGAGUUGUUUAAAUUAUUGAUGGCUUUGAAAGAAGCUGGAAAGAUGCAGAGCAAAAGCGGCGGCUGCUCAGCAGACCUGCAGCGCCUCCCGGUGUAUGUCUCGCCCCUGGAGAAUACGACAGGAUAGUGGCAUUUCAGAAAGCACAUUAACCUUGGGAUGCCUUUGAAAGCCCACAGUAGUAAUCUUUUCGAAAGACCGUGGCGGUCUCUAGAGUUAAAAACCAUCACAUGGGAUCCUCAGCGAAUGAAACAAAGCCCUUGAGGGUGCUAGGAUUUUCACACAGGACCACCUAGAGAAGGUAACAUGACUGACAGGAGCCAUUUUCCCCUUUUAUCUGGGAUGGAGUCUAUAACCAAGGACACACACAUACGCACGCACGCAUACGACCAACAAUAAAUCACCGAAUUCACUUCUUUUUUUUUUUCUUUGUGAGCUUGAGUCACUUUUCUAUCUGAGUUUAUUGUCAGCGUGAGAUUGAUUGAUGAUGAUGACAAUGUUUGGCUAUCUUUUUAAUUUUAUUUAUCAGGUUCUAGAUCCUUUUUAAUGAACUGAGGAUGUGCAAACGAGCACAUAGAUAUUGAACACUAUCCUACACUCGUCACAUAUGGCUUUCGAUUUUAAACUGGGAUGCUGCUUUUAUUAUUAUUAUUAAUAAUAUUAUUAUUAUGAUUAUUAUUCUGUCUGAAUGCUCAGAUGGAAGUCUGGUUUUUCCAAGGCACACAGUGGAAUGUAAAGAUCUUGCUAGCGUUAGCAUAUUUGAAAUGUGAAUAAAAGCCAAGUGAAUGAGAAAGC
Molecule: messenger RNA, 2482 nt
Organism: Danio rerio (zebrafish)
Lineage: Eukaryota; Metazoa; Chordata; Actinopteri; Cypriniformes; Danionidae
Source: RefSeq, a predicted model, not a curated record